GCGGUUCUUCUGCUGCUUCGGCGGCCGCUUCGGCGUCCACCCCGGGGCGCCAGCUAUCGUCGCUGCAGCUGCUGGCCGUGCAAGCGCUGUGCGGCGGGCAGACGCACCCGGCGACGACAAGGACGGCUCCUUGGCUGCACAGCUCGCCAUGGCCCAGGCCAAGAUUAGCAGCGCCAAGAACAGCUCCGGCGGCAGCGAAGCAGCCCAGCAAGCGGGCGCGGGUCAGCAGCUCCGGGGACGCUUCUUCCGCUCCACCUCCAUGGCGGACCGCUCCAGCCGCUUGCUUGAGUGCCUGGACCAGCUGGAACGGAGGGUUGAAGCUUUGCGUGAUGCAGCAUCUUCAAUGGAACAAGAAAAAGAAACUCUCCUGGAAAUGAUCCAUAAUAUACAGAAUAGCCAGGAUAUGAGGAAUAUUAGUGAAGGUGAAAGAGAAGAACUUAAUCUGACUGCCAAGCGCCUCAUGGGUCGAACCCUCACAGUUGAGGUUUCAGUAGAAACCAUAAGAAAUCCUCAGCAGCAGGAAUCCCUGUUGCGUGCUACCCAGAUGAUUGACGAAAUAGUCAAUAAACUCUUGGAUGAUUUGGAGGACUCAAAGAGCCGGUUAAUGUCACUUUAUGGAGCAUGUACAUCUGAGAUACCAUCUGGACCUGUGGAUCAAAAAUUUCAGUCUGUUGUAAUUGGAUGCGCUAUAGAAGAUCAGAAGAAAAUUAAAAGACGACUAGAGACUUUGCUUAGGAAUAUAGACAACUCUGAAAAAUCCAUCAUGCUUCUAGAAAACCAAAAAACAACUGCAAGGCAACUCUGCAACAAUGGAAAAGAUUAAAAACUUCUGAAUGCCACUAUAAAAAAGUACAUGUUUUCUUAAAAUAUACAAAAGAAGAGAAAUGCUGCCAUCUUAAAACAUAUAAUGUACGGGCUUGAUAGCACAGGUCUGAUCCCCUGGAAUUGAAGAGGGCUUACAUACCUCUGUAGCACUUACACAAAUCCUUGGGCAUUCAGAAGC
Candoia aspera is the source of this 1003-nucleotide messenger RNA. It is a transcript of the gene BAG2, whose product is annotated as BAG cochaperone 2. The transcript is spliced from 3 exons. Gene Ontology annotation, molecular function: adenyl-nucleotide exchange factor activity; protein-folding chaperone binding. The record is from RefSeq and is a predicted model, not a curated record. The coding region runs from base 149 to 823 and encodes 224 amino acids. Gene Ontology annotation, biological process: protein stabilization. Lineage: Eukaryota; Metazoa; Chordata; Lepidosauria; Squamata; Candoiidae.